Messenger RNA from Grus americana (Whooping crane), 2469 nucleotides. RefSeq names its product coiled-coil domain containing 89 (gene CCDC89). The transcript is spliced from 2 exons. The record is from RefSeq and is a predicted model, not a curated record. NCBI's taxonomy places the organism in Eukaryota, Metazoa, Chordata, Aves, Gruiformes, Gruidae.
GCGACUGGAUUCGGCCUCUCAUCUCCACAGAGACAGAAACCCCACAGCAGGAGCAACAACAAACAGUCGGGGAAAGAAAACACCCGGGGCUCCAUGGCUCAGGAUGAGAGGUGGGCAGGGCUGACCAACCCCACAAGUGAUCCAGAGAUGGGCAAAGAUGUGGAAGAUCUGACAAAAGGCCUGGAGGAACUCUGUGAGAGCCCUGAAGAGAAGAGUGAGAAGGCUCUGCUGCGUUCACGCCUAGAAGAACAGCAUCGCCUUAUCUGCAUACUGAAGAAAAAAGCAGACGAUGCACGUAAACGCUGCAGAGGCCUGGAGCAGCUCAACAUGGAGCUGGAGAAACUGAGGACAGAGGAUGCAGUGAAAAUGAAAACCCAGACACAAUGGAUCCAGCAUUUGGAGCGGCGCUUCACGGAUCUGGCCAAUAACCAUGAAAAAAUGAUCCAGUUCAAGGAUGAACACAGGAAACAGCAUAUGCAGCUGCGGGAGGAGAACAAGCGCCUGCGGCAGGAGAACAAAGCGCUCUUCAGCCAGACUGUGAUGGAGAAGGAAGCUGAAGUGCUCCAGCUCGCUGCCCAGGCCAGAAAGCUCUCGCAGCAGUUAGACUCCUUACAGGAGAAAUGUGCUUACGAGAGUCGCAGAGCCCAGGAGCGAGAAAAAGAGCUGCUUGAAGCUCAGAGCCAGCAGGCAAGUGCCCACGCCUGGGAAGUCGAUGCGCUAAAAAACCAGCUACAAUGCCUGCAGGAGAAGCACCGAGAAACCAUUGCACAGGUAGAGCACACAGAAAGUCAGCAGAGAGCUCGGGGCAGCGAGCUGCAGGCCAAGCUGGAGAGGGCGAAUGAGGAGAAGGAGUGACUACUGAUCCUGGCUGCAGAAAGGUGCAAAGCCCUGCAGGAUAAGCAACGGGAAAUUCAGCAGCUGGGGAAGAAGCUGGAGACUACAGAAAAAGCCAGGCAGAGAGCAGGAAAGCACCUCGUGAAAGGGGCAGUGGUGGCAGACAACGAUCUGAAGGUCCAAGAGCUCCAACGACAGCUUGAAAGCAGCCAGCAGGCGUACAACGAACUCUCGCUGCAGUUUGAUGCUUACAGAAAGCACAGUAUGGAUCUACUGACUAAAGAAAAAGCGCUGAAUGUCAAACUCCGUCAUUUUACGGCAUGACUGCAGCUUUCUCCUCUAUUCACGUCUCGGCAGGUGCCUCUGCUGUGAUGCACCACUGCGUUUUGUUCCUUUCCAUGAGACCAUCACCUUCUGAUCUCUCUUAAUGCAAUUACCAGCUUAAACCCCCCUAAGGACUGUUCCGUAGCCUUUGUUUUGUUACACUUUUACAUAAGUAAGAGCUCUACGCUGUUACAUCUGAAUGGGGAUUGUGGAACUAGUUAAUCCUGUGACAUGAAAGGUUAGGGUGGAAAACGUAAAAUAUUAAUUUAUUCGGUCCUAACCUCUGCUAUAUCAUAGAUUUUCAUUUUUUACAGUUAAAAGCACGUUAUUUCCCAAGAUGGACCAAAGGUCCAACCCUUAGCCUUUCGCGUUUCAGUCUCCCUUGAAGUUCAACAGAGGUUGGGCACGUCAGAGGUAACACUGAGGCUCCAAAAAAGAAACCCUUGCAAUAUCUGCAUCAUGAACAGUUGUGAUGAAGUAACUUAACAGGUCAAAACUAAUACAGUACAAUACCCGAUGCUCAAGCAAAUUAUGUGUAUAGCUGUCUGGUGGGUUUCUACAGCUGUUUUAGUCCUAUUUAAUGCCAUAGCAUUAUUUAUGUCCCUGUUCAGCUCAAAAUAAAUUGUCAGGUCUUUGGGGUGAUUUCAAUAGUCUUUGAAACAGCAGAUGUUCUGCCACUGUGUUUUCUGGGUUUUAGGUGUUUUCUGUAGAGAAAAUAGCAGUGAUGCACAAAAUGGAAGGGUCUAGCAAUUAUUGACCAAAAAAGUCUUUCCCUUUCUGUCAGCACUGCGGGACAGAGGCAUCCCGCUCUCUCUUGCCUCUCUCCCAGCUGAGGAGGAUGAUUUUGGCUGCUCCUGCUCUUUAACUCUCCAACAAAAGAACCCACGAUGGGCCAAACGGCAUCCCCCACUGGGGCUGGAGGCAGCUGCCUCAAGAGCUCUCCAAAUUAUCUUGGGGUAACUCAAUGUUUUCGCUAGUUGUUGGGGUAGGUCUUGGUCCUGAGCAUCUACAAAGCAGCAGCGCUGCCUCAAACUUGGUAUCUAUUGAGCUCAGUGCUCAGAAGUGGCCAGAGGUGGCCAGAAGCAGAAGACCUGGAGAUCCUCCAGCUUGUGACUGGUUCACCUCAAGGACUUACUGAGCCAGAUGUGGUUUCUAAGUAGUAGCUGUCAACAGACCUGUCCUCUGGACUUGCCUGGACUUUCCUGGACCCUACACAAAGCCAGGUAAGAAGUGCUGCUCUACUACCAGCUGCACAACCAACCACAGCCUUUUGUUUUGAUUCUGGCUCCUACAAGUGUUAUUCCACAUCUG